Molecule: messenger RNA, 352 nt
Organism: Meloidogyne enterolobii
Lineage: Eukaryota; Metazoa; Nematoda; Chromadorea; Rhabditida; Meloidogynidae
Source: the annotation of a GenBank genome assembly
UUUGACUUAGACUUAAUUUCUUCAGCGUCUAAUAUAGCGUUGUUUAAAAUAUUGGUGAAAUACGAUUGAUUAGUGAAAGAAUUAUUUUGUUGUUCAUUGGUUGCAGAAUGUGGAUCACCAAAGCGAAAUUUAGGAACAGGUUUAAUAGUUUCUUGUUCUGGUUCUGUUGUAAGAAUGUCUUUGCAGAGAUCCAUAACAGAAUUAACAAUUUCAAGCAUUGCAGUAGCCCAAGGAGGAAUAUCGGUAGAAAAUUGUUCAGAGAAAUUAGAAAGUUUUUUAGAUAAUUGAUGCAGUUUUAAUUUUUUGUUGUUAGUACAAGAGGUAGUUAACGGUGUUGACAUAUCGAUUUUUU